AUGGAGGAAGCAUCAAGUGGCGGAGCUGAGAGACCCUAUGAGUCACGUAAUGAUAACGCUUUAAAAUCCUCAGCUGCAGAUUCUACAAUUGAAUCCUGGUCUAACCCACAAGAACCAAAGAACCCUGCUUCACCGAAGUCGAAAAGAGCGAGUCUGAAGGCUCCUGUGAUAGUGCCACAAUCACAGCCGGGCUAUGAGAAGGCAAAAAAAGCUGGGAAAAUGGCUUCGCAACCUCCAGCUUCUACAGAUGGGUCCUUGCCAGAUUUCAUAAUUGAGCGAAACCAACUUUUUGAUGAGCUGAAGCGAAAGAGUGAUGCGGAAGUGCUUUCUAAAGACAAGCCGGCAAUCAAUGUCACGCUUGAAUUGGGGCGCGACAGAAACGGACAGCUAAGACCGGCAAUGCCUGUCGCUGCAAAGGCAUGGGAAAGUACACCCGGAUCAUUCCUGAGGCAUGUCGAUAAAGACGUGAGCGCAGACGUUGUGAUUGCCAAGGUCGACGGAAAGCAACUUUGGGAUCUCGACAGGCCACUAGAGUACGAUUGCCGCGUCAGUUACCUCCCGUUCACGAGUGCCGAGGGAAGGAACGUUUUCUGGCACUCGAGCGCGCAUGUCCUAGGAGAGGCGGCAGAGUGUCAGUAUAAGUGUCUACUUUCGCACGGUCCUCCUGUAGAUCAAGGUUUCUUUUACGAUAUGGCCUUACCUGAAGGGCAAGGGGUCAAAGAAAGCGAUUGGCCGCCUCUCGAGUCCAAAGCGUCGAAAUUCUUCAAAGAGAAACAGCCUUUUGAACGUUUGCAUGUUUCAAUACUGGACUUAAGAAAGAUGUUUGCGUACAGCAAGUAUAAGAUGUAUUAUAUAGACAAUCUCUUACCUGCAGAAGGCAGUACAGUAUACAAGUGCGGCACACUUGUUGAUCUUUGUUUGGGACCUCACAUCCAAAAUACUGGAAAGAUAAAAACUUUUCAAAUCAUGAAAAAUUCCUCAGCCUAUUUCAGAGGUGACAAGAAUGAUGACUCCCUACAACGGAUAUAUGGCGUCGCCUUUCCGGACAAAAAGCUUAUGGCUGAGCACAAAAGGUUCUUAGAAGAGGCGAAAGAAAGAGACCACCGGAAACUCGGCAUCGAUCAAGAACUUUUUUUCUUCAAUGAAUUAUCUCCUGGCUCUGUCUUCAUGCUGCCGCACGGGACAUUAAUAUUCAAUGCCAUACAAAAGCUGCUCAGGUCUGAAUACCACAUGCGAGGGUACCAAGAAGUGCAGUCCCCAAAUAUGUAUGACGCCGAGCUCUGGAAAAAGUCAGGGCACUGGCAGCAUUACUCAGAAGACAUGUUCGGACUAAGUGUAGAAAAGCGACAAUGGGCUCUUAAGCCAAUGAAUUGUCCUGGUCACUGUAUCAUGUUUGGACAUCGUGAACGAAGCUACAGAGAGCUACCUAUACGCAUGGCAGACUUUGGCGUAUUGCACCGCAAUGAAGCGUCAGGCGCCUUGCAUGGUAUGACUCGGGUGCGGAAGUUCCAGCAGGAUGACUGUCACAUCUUCGCCACACAAGACCAGAUCACCGAAGAAAUUGAAGGACUUUUCGAUAUGCUGAAAGCUGUCUAUGGCCUCUUUGGCUUUCCCUUCAAGCUCAAGCUGUCAACGAGGCCCGAAAAUUUUCUUGGCGACAUUCAGACCUGGGACAUUGCAGAGGCCAAACUUAAAGCAGCACUGAACAGGUUUUCAGACGCAGGAAACGGUGAUUGGGAACUCAAUGAGGGCGACGGCGCCUUCUACGGGCCCAAAAUUGAUAUCACGAUCUCAGACGCCUUGAAGCGCGACUUUCAGUGCGCCACGAUCCAACUGGACUUCCAAUUGCCGCAACGCUUCGAGCUCGAAUACAUGACAGACCAGGCUGCUUCAAAGCCAAAAGACGCUUCAGUAUCUGCAACUAAUGGGGACGCACCCGAAACAGAAAGAUUGAAGGCACCUGGACCUGGCCGAGCGCGUCCUGUCAUGAUUCACCGCGCAAUCAUUGGCAGCUUUGAACGUUUUAUGGGAAUCCUGACCGAGCACUUUGCGGGGAAAUGGCCGUUCUGGUUAAGCCCUCGCCAAAUUCUCGUGAUACCAGUGACACCCGCCGUCAACAUCUAUUGCGAAGAGGUACAAAUAUUGUUGAGAGCGAACAAGCUGUUGGCUGAUGUGGACCUGAGCGGAAAUACAAUGCAAAAGAAGAUUCGCACUGGACAAUUGCAACAGUACAAUUUCAUAUUCGUGCUCGGUGCUCAGGAGAGAGAAGCGAGGAGCGUGAAUAUUAGGAAUCGAGACGACAAAGCGACACAGGCAAAAGGGGAGUUAGUGGGACUGAGCGACGUGAUUGCAAGACUUAGAGCGUUGAAAAAGGAACGACGGUUGAUUAACAAGAUAUGA
This is a messenger RNA of Bacidia gigantensis, 2400 nucleotides long. RefSeq lists its product as uncharacterized. The transcript has 2 exons. Gene Ontology annotation, cellular component: cytoplasm. The record is from RefSeq and is a predicted model, not a curated record. The coding region runs from base 1 to 2400 and encodes 799 amino acids. NCBI's taxonomy places the organism in Eukaryota, Fungi, Ascomycota, Lecanoromycetes, Lecanorales, Ramalinaceae. Gene Ontology annotation, biological process: threonyl-tRNA aminoacylation. Gene Ontology annotation, molecular function: threonine-tRNA ligase activity; ATP binding.